GCAGAAUGGCUACUGUCAAUCACAUGAUACGGUACAACUUGUCGUAAUUUACUCUCACAACACGCUGAACCAAACACUUGAUUAGUCAGACACAAGUCAUAGUAAAACUUGAUUAGUCUCACAGCCACAGUCUACAGCAGCUGAUCAUCAUCCACUCCAUUUCAUUCCAUUCCAUUCCAUUUCGUCCAGUGGAGCAGUAAAACAAUACGCCGCCGCCCCCGUUAUAAAUAGCCGGCGACACCAAACCCGUAUGGCCGUAUGCUCCUGGUUCUCUUUCUCUUCCCCCUUGGAGUCACCAACCUUUCCUCAGCCCUAGCCGCCCGCCGACUCGUAAACCCUAGCCGCUAGCGAGCGAUGCAGCCCACGGCACGGGAAAUGCAGGCCAUGGCCGCCGCCGGCCAGAUCUCCCUCGACGACCUCCGCGCGGCCGCCGGUGCAGUCGGCGGCGAGCACGACGACUUCCUCGACCAGAUGCUCGGCGUCCUGCCGCCGUCGGCGUGGUCCGACCUGUCCGCCGCGGCCGGCGAGAAGGCGCCGGAGGGCGGCGCGCAGGGGGAAGGGAUGCAGCACCAGCAGCAGUUCGGUGGGGGGUUGUACGACGAGUCCGCGCUGUUGGCGUCGCGGCUCCGGCAGCACCAGAUCAGCGGCGGCCCAGGCGGCGGCGGCGCGGAGGCAGCAGCGGCCAAGCAGAUGGUGAUGCAGCAGUUGGCCGAUCUGAGGCAGGGCCAGCACAUGAUGCUCCAGGGCAUGGGCCACUCGACGGCCGGCGGCGGGGACGGCGGCCUGCUCCUCCCGCUCUCCCUCGGCAGCGGCGGAUCGAGCGGCGACGUGCAGGCGCUGCUGAAAGCCGCCGCUAAUUCCUCCGGAGGAGAAGCCGCCGGCGUCUUCGGCAGCCGUUUCGCCGGAUCGCUCCAGCAGCAACAGCAGCAGCAACAUUUCCAGCCGCAUCCGCAGCAGCAAACAGCGCCGAUGCCGAGCCAGGGCUUCGGCGGAGGAGCGUCGGGUGGCGCGUCGCAACCACAGGCCGGGGCGUCGGGGGGCGCGGCGCCGCCGCCCAGGCAGCGCGUGCGGGCGAGGCGCGGCCAGGCUACCGACCCACACAGCAUCGCGGAGCGGCUCCGGAGAGAGAGGAUCGCGGAGAGGAUGAAGGCCCUGCAAGAGCUGGUGCCCAACGCCAACAAGACGGACAAGGCGUCGAUGCUGGACGAGAUCAUCGACUACGUCAAGUUCCUGCAGCUCCAAGUCAAGGUGCUGAGCAUGAGCCGGUUAGGUGGCGCCGCUGCCGUCGCGCCGCUCGUGGCCGACAUGUCCUCGGAGGGGCGAGGAGGCGGCGCGGCGGCGGCGGCGGGGAGCGACGGCCUGGCGGUGACGGAGCAGCAGGUUGCCAAGCUGAUGGAGGAGGACAUGGGCACCGCCAUGCAGUACCUGCAGGGGAAGGGCCUCUGCCUCAUGCCCGUCUCCCUCGCCUCCGCCAUCUCCUCCGCGGCGUGCCACAUGCGCCCGCCGGUCCCGGCGGGGCUCGGCGUCGGCGCCGUGGCGCACCACAUGGCGGCCGCCAUGCGCUUGUCGGGCAUGAACGGUGGCGCCGACGCAGCCGCCGUGCCGGCCUCGCCGAGCAUGUCCGUGAUCACGGCGCAGUCGGCCAUGGCCAACGGCGCCGGCGAGGGCUCUCACUCGCAGCAACAGCAGCAGCCCAAGGACGCCGCCUCCGUGUCCAAGCCGUGAGCCCUCGACGACGGCCGCCGUCUCACAAGCGGUGCAACACCAGACGACCUCAGGGUCCACGUUGAACAUCGGCCGGUCUCGUGGUCUCGCUCGCUUCGACUCCUCCUGGGAAUCGUGUCCUCCCUGAUGGGCCCACUAGACACCCUACGCGGCCCACGGGACCCAUCGUACUGCAGUAGCAGCAGCAGCCCACGGGCUCUCCUUUUUCUUAUUUCCUUUUUAUUUUCUAGUGUAAUCAUAUUUCUUUCUGUUCUAUAUUAUUCCAGUUUGUUGUUUAUUCAAGUAAAUAUUAAUCCAGGGCUGGUUCUUCUCA
Messenger RNA from Phragmites australis (common reed), 2038 nucleotides. RefSeq names its product bHLH transcription factor RHL1-like. The transcript is spliced from 7 exons. Gene Ontology annotation, cellular component: nucleus. The record is from RefSeq and is a predicted model, not a curated record. Bases 355 to 1725 code for a protein of 456 amino acids. Gene Ontology annotation, molecular function: protein dimerization activity; DNA-binding transcription factor activity, RNA polymerase II-specific; RNA polymerase II cis-regulatory region sequence-specific DNA binding. Lineage: Eukaryota; Viridiplantae; Streptophyta; Magnoliopsida; Poales; Poaceae. Gene Ontology annotation, biological process: regulation of transcription by RNA polymerase II.